AGGCUGGCCUCGAACUCAGAAAUCUGUCUGCCUCUGCCUCCCAAGUGCUGGGAUUAAAGGCAUGUGCCACCAUUGCCCUGCUCCAAGAGAAGUUUGUGACAGUGUGAGAACAUGUAACAGACUGUCUCCUUCUCUCCUAGGAAUCUACGAUUCCUAUGAAACCAAGCUGGCAGUUUUGCCCAGCCCUGUGGUGUCAGUAGGAGAGAACAUGACCCUUCAAUGCAUCUCACAGAGUGCAUACAAUAAGUUCAUUCUCACCAAGGACGAUCAGAUGUUCACCAGCUCACUGGACACAGAGUAUAUAUCUUCUAGUGGCCAGUACCAAGCCCAGUUUGUUUUGGGACCCACAACUCCAGCCUACACAGGGACAUUCCGAUGUUAUGGUUAUUACAAGAAUACCCCACAGCUAUGGUCAGCACACAGUGCUCCCCAACAAAUACUCAUCUCAGGACAGCUUCACAUCACUCCUUCCCUCUCAGUGAAACAUAACUACACAGUACACUCAGGAGAGAACGUGACUCUGCUGUGUCAGUCAAUGCACAGAGUGGACACUUUCAUUCUGUCCAAGGAGGGAUCAGACCAGCAACCCCUGCGACUAAAAUCAAAGAACCAUGAUCAGCAGUCCCAGGCAGAAUUCUCCGUGAGUGCUGUGACCUCCCAGCUCUCAGGCACCUACAAGUGCUAUGGUUCUCAAGACUCAUCUCUCUACCUGUUGUCCUAUCCCAGUGCCACUGUGGAGCUCACAGUCUCAGAACCCAUCAGCACCUCCACCCCACCACCCACUAUGUCCAUGCCACCAGAGGGAGGCAAACAAAGAUCCCAACAGAGACCACAGAAGCUGGGGCUUAGAGGUUGGGCUGCAGAAGGGAGCAUCCAAAGAGAGACAUUGAGCCUCAACUUGGAUGAUGAGGCAGCCACAGAGAACCAGGAGCACACAAUGGAAAAUCUCAUCAGGAUUGGAUUGGCUGUUGUGGUCCUCAUAGUUCUUUCGAUUCUAGCCACUGAAGCUUGGCAAAGCCACAGACAGACCCACCGUGCACACCUUUCCAACCGGUACUGGAACCCUGAUUCUCCCACGGGUGGAGGAGCUGAGACUGGGCGGCCUGAGGAAUCCCUCCACAUACUGGAAGCCUUUCUUCCUGAAUCAACGCUCUUCUGCAACCAUAAAGUGAUGGAAUAUGCUGUCCCAUCUGCCUGGAAUGUCUUUAACCUGUUGAUUGUAUAUUUCUGUCUGGAAAUGUCAGGACCUGUAGCUCAGAGCUCAACCAUCAGGAAACCCCAGGGUCUCAGGCAGUUCUGCAGAAGGGAGGACCUGCCCAAUCUUAGGGACAAAUCUCUUACAAAGAACUCUCUUCCAGGACUGACUCUGAGCCUCUGGGUCCCAGUGCUGACAGGGUCCCUCCCUAAGCCUAUCCUCAGAGUACAGCCAGACUCUGUGGUCUCAGUGGGGACUAACGUGACCUUUUUGUGUGAGGAGACAAUCGGAGCCAAGGAGUACAAUCUCUAUAAAAUCGGAUACGGACGCAUAAAGAACAAACAGAAGCCAGCAAACAAGGCUGAAUUCUCAUUAUCAUAUAUAGACCAGAAUGAUGCAGGGCAAUAUCGAUGUUCCUACAAGACCAAGGCUAUAUCAUCAGACUACAGUGACCCCCUGGAGCUAGUGGUGACAGGAGCCUAUGAGAAACCCAGCCUUUCAGCCCAGGCCAGCCCUGUGGUGACUUCAGAAGGGUAUGUCACCCUCCAGUGUGAGUACUGGCAGAAAUAUCACAGGCUCAUUCUGGUUGUAGAAGGACCACAGAAGCUCUCUUGGAUACAGUACUCACAGUAUAACCACUCUACAGAAAAAUACUAUGCCCUGUUCUCUGUGGGCCCUGUGACCCCCAACCAGAGAUGGAUAUGCAGAUGCUACAGUUACAGCUGGAACACACCAUACUUGUGGUCAGCUCCUAGUGAAGCCCUGGAGCUCCUGGUCUCAGGGCUGUCCAAGAAGCCCUCUCUGCUGACUCACCAAGGCCAUAUCUUGGACCCUGGAAUGAGCCUCACCCUGCAGUGUCUCUCUGACAUCAACUAUGACAGAUUUGCUCUGCACAAGGAGGGGAGAGCUGACAUCAUGCAGCACUCUAGCCAGCAGACUGACACUGGCAUUUCCAUGGCCAACUUCACACUGGGCUAUGUGAGCCACUCCACUGGAGGGCAAUACAGAUGCUAUGGUACACACAAUCUCUCCACUGAGUGGUCAGCCUCCAGUGACCCCCUGGACAUCCUGAUCACAGGUGAGGAAAUCAACAGAGUCAAUCAGGUACCUAGCCUCUGCUCAGAUUCUCAUGGGGUAGCUGGGCAGUUGAUGGUCAGGCUGAGAGACACAAAUCUUAAGCAGGAACAUAUAGAAGAGGAGAGCAGGAGUCUGUCAGAGAAGAGACAGAGGCCCAGUGGCUGCGGGCUGCUCUAUCGGAAAUCCUGGAUGUUGUGCCUGGGGAUGCCCUGGAUCUUGUGCCUGGGGAAGCCCUGGAUGUUGUGCCUGGGGUAUCGGGAAGUCUCGGAUGGUGUACCUGAGACAUCAGGAAGCAGCUGCUGUCAGGAGCCCUGGAUGCUGUACCUGGGGUAUCGGGAAGUCUCGGAUGGUGUACCUGAGACAUCGGGAAGCAGCUGCUGUCAGGAGCCCUGGAUGCUGUACCUGGGGUAUCGGGAAACGACUUGA
Messenger RNA from Mastomys coucha (southern multimammate mouse), 2698 nucleotides. RefSeq names its product leukocyte immunoglobulin-like receptor subfamily B member 3A. The record is from RefSeq and is a predicted model, not a curated record. Gene Ontology annotation, biological process: cytokine-mediated signaling pathway. Gene Ontology annotation, molecular function: inhibitory MHC class I receptor activity. Lineage: Eukaryota; Metazoa; Chordata; Mammalia; Rodentia; Muridae.